CAAGUCUGCAAAUGCAAACCGUGUACCUACUGCAGCUCCAUUUCCUAAAGUGUAAAGUAUCUGUACCUGCAUCCCCACCACCCUCCACAGGUUACGUCUCACCAACACUCCGCCAAUCGAUACCCUUGCCCUGCCAUCAAAUACGCAGCGACCAAAAAGUAUCCCGUUCUAGACUAUGGCGCGCGCUUCUUUUCUUCUGUCGACUUAGCGGUAGGUUUUGUCUUCCUUCCCUCUAUUCUACUCUUUGUCCAUCCUUUACCCUAGCCUGGCCUUACUCCUCCUCCCAACGACAUGCCGCGAGCGGUGUCGUACUUCUCUCGUUCGUUCGUGAUGCUCAUAUAGCCGGCCUAUCCUGUCUUAUUCUUCUUCCCGGCCUCACUUCGAUACUCCCCCGGCUUGUCGUAGGUCUUCGAAAUCGAGUCUCUUCAACUUCAAUUGCUGCGCAAACUACGUCCAUGGGCCCUUGCAGUCCUUUAUCGCUACAGCCAUGAUUUGGUUACGCCGCUUCACCAUAUUACUCUCUUUCAUGCUGCUUAUUUCCUUUGGCGCAUGGCUGCUUCCCCGUAUACUAGACCCAACGACGAAAGGCCCCGAGAGGCGCGCCAGAGAUCGACGAUGGGUGAACAGCAGCCCGUACUUUCUGGAUCGUCAGGCCUGUCGCUGGAUUAGUCUGUGCGGACUACAUCACUUGCGCAGUGAUCCUGCCUCUCGUGGGAAUAAUGAGGACGAAGAACCAGAAUGGGGAGAGCUCAAGCGCCGCUCUCUUGCUUGGGAGCCUGAUGAGAUUCCCCGUCAGAAUCACAAGAGAGAUAUCAAUCAACGACGCAGGAUCCUUCGCGAUAUCCCCGACUAUGUUACAAAGCAUGCGCCGUUAGUUCACCUCUACUCUGGGGAAGAGUUUUGGCCCUCGGAUAUUCGUCAGCACGUAGAACAUAUGACUGCCUACGCCGAUGACGAGCCUAUUAACUCGACUGAGAAGUGGACUCUUCAUAACUUGCACGAGCUGAAUAAGUAUUCUGGCAAGAUCACUCUCCGAAGUGAUGACGAUGUCGAGUCUCGUCCCAAUUGGCUGCACAGCCAUUAUAACGUUCCCAAACCGUUUCCUGACGACAAAGACGAUGACCAAAACCGCGAUAUACCGGUAGGAAACCCCGGAGGAGAACCCGAAGCCCGGGAGCCCAGCACCUGGUAUGAUGUCGACAAAACACGGCCUGUCCAUAAGAUUUCUGACCCUAGAAAUCGCAAACUUCAGAAUCGCCGUCGUUCGGAGUCCAACAGUCACAAACCGGAGGCCAAUGGCUACUCAGCAGCUCCCGCAGUGCUUGUUGUGGUUGAUAAGGGGUCAGGCAUUGUUGACGCCUUCUGGUUCUUCUUCUACUCCUACAACCUCGGUCAAACUGUCAUGAACAUCCGGUUUGGUAACCAUGUGGGUGACUGGGAGCACUGCAUGAUCCGUUUCGAGCACGGCAUUCCCCGUGGUGUCUUUUUCUCAGAGCAUGAGGGUGGGCAGGCGUACGCAUUCGAAGCUGUCGAAAAGCGUGGUGACAGACCCGUCAUCUAUUCAGCUGUGGGCUCCCACGCAAUGUACGCGCUACCAGGAAACCAUGCUUACAUCCUGCCAUUCAAGCUUCUCAAGGAUGUCACGGAUAAGGGACCGCUCUGGGACCCCUCUCUUAACAAUUACGCAUACCAUUACGACUAUACGAAAGAGGACAAUCAUGACCUGGACGAACAACACGAACCUCUGAGUCUUGUUCCCGCGGCAUCGAAUCCUCAUGCACCGACAUCUUGGUUCCAUUAUCAAGGGCAUUGGGGUGACGAAGUCUACUCUCUUGCUGACGCCCGCCAGUGGCGUUUCUUCGGUCAGUAUCACUACGUCACUGGCCCAGAUGGACCCAGGUUCAAAACUCUCAAUCGUACAAAAAUGUGUCAAAAACAGAAUUGUAAAAUUCUCUACAACCUAGAUCAGAAGAACACAUGGUACUAGAUGGGGAUGUUCGUCAGUCGAUUCUGUGUUGCACUACGUGCAACUGGUGCAAGUGCCACACCUAUAUUAUAUCCUUGAUUUCUUCAAGUUGAACCGGAGUUUGACGUAGCCAACCUAUGUGGCGGAUCCAAAAGAAUUAGUACGUACGUAGAUGCAUGCUUAUCCGGCAGUGGGUGAACCCGAGGGUCUUAGCUGGGAGGACCGGAUUGUUCGGCAUUUGUUAGAUGGGAUACGGCGUUACGUCAGGGGUUUCUCUUGGGAUAGAUUCUUUUCUUCGUGCCUGGUUCGUGAAGAAGCAAACUGGCGGCCUACAAAGUACACACUGUUAUGUUGGAUGGGAUGAUUAUGGGAUUUGAUACCCAGAUACCGCUUUUGUUAGAUGCCCCAACUUAGAUAUGUCGAAAUGUUCCUUUUAUGGUUAUGAAGUAUAGAAUUUAAGUUAUUAACUCAGCCC
Molecule: messenger RNA, 2441 nt
Organism: Fusarium oxysporum Fo47
Lineage: Eukaryota; Fungi; Ascomycota; Sordariomycetes; Hypocreales; Nectriaceae
Exons: 1
Coding region: 488-1987 (499 amino acids)
Source: RefSeq, a predicted model, not a curated record